GAAACUGUCGAGUUUUAUGUAGCGAUUCUCUUGGUACUCAAAUACGUACGCAGGGCAUUCACCAGCUAACAAACAGCACAUCUGGCACAAACAUGAACGAGGACCUUCGUAUUUUUCAGACGCAGUUUGCAUCUAUAAUGGAGAUUCUUUUGAGUGCAGCCAUGGCUGAAACAGCUAAACUCUACGAGUCCUGUGUUCUGGAGCUCCGUGCUGAGAUGAGUCGGGUACAGGCAGAGAACAACACACUAAAAUGUCGCAUAAUCCAAACACUGGAGGGUUCGGAAGGCAACCCAGUGCAUAGUGAAGAAUGGAUCUCAGAAAACAGUUACAGACCACCAACGUCAAAGACAGAGUCUAGUCUCGCUGAAAUCAUCAUCACACAGGAGCAGCUGGAGGGCAAAGAGGGAGCCCCUUUCAUUAAAGAGGAGGCUUCAGACUCCAAGGAACUCGAUGGAAUUUCCCGGACUCCACCUGAGGUACACAUAGAGACUCAAACACAGUUAACAGCUAACCAAAAUGGAGCGUGCAGACCUCCACCAAGUCCCACUGGCUCAGAGUGCAAGACGGAGAUCAAAGUGGAAUCGUCUCCUCAGCCUGUCACUAUGGAAAUGAGGAUUGUGACGCUUGAGCAAAGCAGCGCUGGCGCUGCGCCUCUCCAAAAAGUCUCCCAUAAAACACGCGUGUCACCAGACCCGUCUGACCGCGCUCACCCUCCAUAUCGGCAGCACAGUAUCAGUCAUGGGCGACCUCAGACUGCACGCAUGGCCCCUCUCUCUCCCACUGGCAACACACUCACCAUGGAUAUUUCAACGCGCCACUUUGGCCAUCAGAGUGAGGAGCAGAGAAGUUAUAACACAAGCUUGCCUCUACCCAACAGACCACCACUGCCUACCUUUAAUGGAAGUGCUACUAGGACACUACAGAAGACAAUGCCAGUGCGGCAUCUUCCCCUGAGCGCUUUCCCGGGGGGCGGCCAACACCGCUGUGUGAACUGUGGCAAGACGUUCCACAGCCAGCAGGGUCUCUGCGGACACCAGCAGGUGCACCAGGGCGAGAGGAGACACCAGUGUUCUCAGUGCGGCAAAAGCUUCCUGUACCAAUCCCGCCUGACACAUCACCUGAAGAGUCACAGCGGCAAGGACGCCCACAGCUGCACCUUCUGCCACCGCAAGUUCAUCUCCAAAGCGAACCUAAACCUCCACCUCGUCUCACACUCCAAGGAGCAUCCUUUCGAGUGCAGUGUCUGUGGCUUGACUUUUGGGAACCGUGCUGUGUUGCACUCGCACCGGAAGACCCAUUCUGGAGAACCGCGCUACACUUGCGCUCAGUGCGGUAAGAAGUUUCUGGACCUUGGGAAUUUCUCCCGGCACAAGCGCAUCCACACCGGCGAGAGGCCAUACAGUUGUGAGGUGUGUGGAAAGUCCUUUAUCCAGUCGGCUCACCUGAAGAAGCACAUCCUCAUACACAGAUGAGGUUACAUACUGUAACUCAGACUGACAAACUGAGGUUCACACUUCUAAGGUCAUACACUUACAAGUUCUCACAAAUACGGUACAUACAUAAACCGACAUCAAAGAUUGCAGCAAUUUUCUAAUUAACACUAAUCAUUUUGAUUAUCAAGUAUACAUUACAAUUGAUUCAGAACUGGUUCUAUUUUGCAUAACUUUUCUUUCUAUAUUGUUAUUUGGAGUUGGGACACUUGUCAUAAUAAACUAAA
Sardina pilchardus (European sardine) is the source of this 1717-nucleotide messenger RNA. RefSeq names its product zinc finger protein 26-like. The record is from RefSeq and is a predicted model, not a curated record. Gene Ontology annotation, cellular component: nucleoplasm. The transcript is spliced from 4 exons. Gene Ontology annotation, molecular function: RNA polymerase II cis-regulatory region sequence-specific DNA binding; DNA-binding transcription repressor activity, RNA polymerase II-specific. NCBI's taxonomy places the organism in Eukaryota, Metazoa, Chordata, Actinopteri, Clupeiformes, Clupeidae. Gene Ontology annotation, biological process: regulation of transcription by RNA polymerase II. The coding region runs from base 93 to 1472 and encodes 459 amino acids.